AUAAGAGGGAUUUUGGGGGAAGAAAUAGUUGAGAAUGUUCUCAGAAUGCUUGAAAAUGGGGGGGAUUAUAUGAAAUUUGUUUUAACGGGGAGAAUUAAGGACAAAAAGAAGCGUACAGAUGUUCAUAAGGCGGUGAGAGAAGUUUUUAAAGGAAUACUAGAUACAAGAACAACAAAUGAAGAAGAAAUAAGGAUAACAUUUUCAAAGAAAAAUGAUAGUUCAUAUGGAAAUUUCUGGGUAGAUGUUGGAGGAGAAUACUGUUUAUUUUAUCUAUACAAGGAAAAUAUGGAUACAAUGGAAUGUAUAAAUGUGCUUUGUAGAUAUUUACAUGUAAAACCCCGAAUUUUUUCAUUUGCAGGAACAAAAGAUAGAAGGGGAUGUACAGUUCAACAAUGUACAGCAUGGAAAAUAAAGGCAGAGAGACUUUCAGGUCUAAAUAAAUAUCUUAAAGGUUUUAAAUUAGGGAAUUUUUCAUAUACAAAUGUUAAAUUGGAAUUGGGUGAUCUUAAAGGGAAUGAAUUUACAAUUAUUUUGCGUGAUGUUAAAGAGGAGGAUGAAAUUAUAGAUGAAUGUUUAAAUUUAUUAAAAAAAAAUGGUUUUGUUAAUUAUUAUGGAGUACAACGAUUUGGAACAUCAAAUAAUGCAACUCAUGAAGUUGGUAUUUUACUUUUGAAGUUUAAUUGGAGAGGGGCAGUAGAAUUAUUACUUAAAGAAGCUUGGGAAAAGAUUAAAGGAACCAUUGAAAUGAAUGAAACUAUUGAAUCGAAAGGAAUUUGGUCUAAUAUAGAAAAUGUAAAGAUUGCAUUGAAAAAUACAUGUCAAAAAAAUGUAUCAGAAUAUUCUAUUUUACAUUCAUUGGCAAAAGAAUCAUCUAAAUCACCUAAUUAUGCAGGUGCACUUCAAAAAAUACCUAGAAAUUUAAGAAUGAUGUAUAUUCAUGCUUAUCAAUCUUAUGUGUGGAAUUUUGCAGUUACAGAGCGUCUUUCUAGAUUUGGAUUUAAUCCUAUAGAGGGUGAUUUGGUUGUUUGUGAUCAAAUUGUUAAUUCAAAUGACGAUUUGAUAGAUUCAGAAUGUUCAGAUUUACAAUUAGAAAAAUUGACUAAAUCUUCUAAGAUCAUUUCUGUAAAACAUUUAAAAAAGGAUGAUCUUUCAAAUUAUUCAAUUUAUGAUAUUGUUUUGCCUACACCAGGACAUGAUAUUUUAUAUCCAGAAAAUUGUAUUAAGGAUUUUUAUUUAGAUUUUAUGAAGAAAGAUGGUUUAGAUGGUUUAAAUAUGGUUCGUUCUAUAAAAGAAUUCUCUCUAACAGGUUCAUAUCGGCCAAUUGUAUCAAAACCAAAAAUGAUGCAAUGGGAAAUCAUAUAUUAUAAUAAUCCAGAAGAACAACUCUCUAUUACAGACAUUGAUAUUAUAGAAAAUCGUGUUUUAAAUAACACUGUCAAUAAAAAAGAUGGUUCUUUUAAGGCAGUCAAAUUGAAAAUGCAACUUGCAAGUUCUUCUUAUGCUACUAUAGCUUUAAGAGAAAUUACAGAAGGAAAUACGUUAAAUCCUUAAAACGUAUUUUUAACUUAUUAAAAAAUAUAUAUUAUUUUAUAUAA
This is a messenger RNA of Pneumocystis carinii B80, 1595 nucleotides long. RefSeq lists its product as hypothetical. The record is from RefSeq and is a predicted model, not a curated record. Gene Ontology annotation, biological process: pseudouridine synthesis. Gene Ontology annotation, molecular function: pseudouridine synthase activity; RNA binding. NCBI's taxonomy places the organism in Eukaryota, Fungi, Ascomycota, Pneumocystomycetes, Pneumocystales, Pneumocystaceae. Bases 46 to 1551 code for a protein of 501 amino acids. Gene Ontology annotation, cellular component: nucleus. The transcript is spliced from 5 exons.